AUGUUGUCCUACCUGAUAUCCCGCCUGCUCGGGCUAUCCACCUUUACCCAGGUCCUCUACCAACUCCCCCUUACUCUCGACUGGCUAGGACCCCCCUCAUUCCUCUUCCUCUCGCUCUUGCUGUUCCUCUACCAAUGCUCGUAUGCAACCUUCCGACUGUUGACGAAGAACACCCCUUUGGCGAGCCUUAUGGGCCUGUGGAACUUGAUCAACCCGUUCGUGCCAACACUAUGUGCGCUGGCAACAUGUUGGAUGUACCUCUACCCGCCGGCUGCCGCUGAUGUCCAGGCGAGCUUCUGGAGAGUCGGCUGGAAACGGCUGUUGGGAGUCGUGCUUCCCGGCUUCUACGCUCAGACGUUGAGGCUAGUGAGCCCGGUUUUCAGCUUACUGGAGGGGUUCUCGACUCUACUAAUCGCCCAACUAGUUGGAAGAAUGAGCAAGGGGUUCAUCGAGGAUUCACCUAUCGCUUACGAGAAGGAAGAGUUUGAAUGGAGACGUCUGUCUUUCCUCGUGAUAUCCUCCAUCAUUUACUGUUCUGGAGCUACCUGGCUUGUCAUAUCACACCCCCUCUCACCGCCGUUUUCCAAGACCCAACUUCCACCCAUCUUUCUUGGACUGGCACUCGCGACGGUCUUCUUCUUGACCAUGAUCGCAUUCUCGAGGAGGAGUGCAACGUCGAUCGAGACGUCCUUGAUCUUCCUCUACAUUAUCUAUGGCGCUUGGAUGAGCGGAAAAGAAGAGUUGAUGGAAUCCUAUCGUCCCAACCUACCUUCUCCUCGAUCCCCAUCUCGUCCGUCAACUUGGACACAGCUUCACCCAAAUCCAUCUUUACGGCCCUGCUCUCCACCCUCGGAUUUGCUGGAGCGGUCCUCGCCCGACUACUGGGGAUCAACAUCGGCUUCCUUUCCGACCAUGCUCAAGAUUGCGAAAUCGCUCCCGCCGACCUUGCUGAUCUCGCUGUGUUACCGGUUGCUCGUCCUACACACCGCGGCCCGGUUCAUACCUGCUAUCAAGCGGGCGGCCAGCGGGUGGGACGAGCCGGUCACGCCGGCCGGAGGCGAAGGCGAGAAGAGUUCGAGCUUUUGGAGCGAUGGCAGGAGUUUCAGCGAGGAGAGGGCGAGUUCGAGAGUAACAACAAUCUUGUUAUCGUACCGGCGAGCCAUUUUGAUAGCCGUGUAUACGCACCUGCUCUUGCUCGACAACGGCUCGCAAGUAUGGUGGAGAUGGGUCAACAUAUUUGUCACGCUCGGAGUCUGGGCUCUCGAGCUCAACGUCGACCGGGACGACUUUGAUGACGAUGGGGAAAGCAUCGUUUCGUGGAAUAGAGACUGA
Molecule: messenger RNA, 1332 nt
Organism: Filobasidium floriforme
Lineage: Eukaryota; Fungi; Basidiomycota; Tremellomycetes; Filobasidiales; Filobasidiaceae
Product: ICE2-domain-containing protein
Exons: 8
Coding region: 1-1332 (443 amino acids)
Biological process (GO): septin ring assembly; endoplasmic reticulum inheritance
Cellular component (GO): cortical endoplasmic reticulum; perinuclear endoplasmic reticulum; endoplasmic reticulum membrane
Source: RefSeq, a predicted model, not a curated record